Kluyveromyces lactis is the source of this 1482-nucleotide messenger RNA. RefSeq names its product Cac2p (gene CAC2). The transcript has a single exon. The record is from RefSeq and is a predicted model, not a curated record. Gene Ontology annotation, biological process: nucleosome assembly; DNA replication-dependent chromatin assembly. Gene Ontology annotation, molecular function: protein binding. Gene Ontology annotation, cellular component: nucleus; CAF-1 complex. NCBI's taxonomy places the organism in Eukaryota, Fungi, Ascomycota, Saccharomycetes, Saccharomycetales, Saccharomycetaceae. Bases 1 to 1482 code for a protein of 493 amino acids.
AUGGUACAAUCCGAGAGUUUACAGAUAUAUUGGCAUGACUCUCAUCCGAUAUACUCGUUAUGUUUUCAACCCUUAUCAGAGACUAACCAGAACACUAGACGGUUGUUCACUUCGGGAGGUGACAAUAAAAUCAGGGUCUGGCAAUUGAAUGAGAGCGAAAAUGAUGGGAAGAUAGAGACAAUUGAUUUUCUUUCGUCGUUGACGCAGCACGAACAAGCUGUCAACGUUUGUCGAUUCAAUAAGCAAGGUGACACGUUAGCCACGGCGGGAGACGAUGGGUUAUUGUUACUAUGGAAGAAGAACGAGACUAUGGUAAAGGAAUUUGGUGUAGAUGAUGAUGAAUUCCAAGAUUUUAAGGAAUCGUGGGCUGUAUGGAAGCGAUUAAGGUCAGGGUCAGCCUCGAAUGCCGAGAUUUAUGAUAUUUCAUGGAACCCUCAGGGAACGUGCAUAGCUAUUGCAUCUUUGGAUAACACCGUACGAGUGUUCAAUGUGGAUCAGGGAAAAGUGGUAGGACAUAUAACGGAGCAUAAUCAUUACGUGCAAGGGAUUGUAUGGGACCCUCAGGGAGAAUUUAUCGUAUCGCAAUCUGCAGACAGAUCAUUGGCGAUUUGUAAGAUGAUUUAUGAGGACAACGAAGUAAAGGGCUUACAAUUAGUGAAUAAAAUAUUAAAAUCAGAACUACCAAGGAGGAAAAAUCCUGGUGAAAAAGAACUCGAUUUUGAUAAGUCGAAGGUGACUUUCUUAUUCCAUAACGAAACCCUUCCGUCAUUUUUCAGAAGGCUGUCCAUGUCACCAUGCGGCAGUCUCUUAUGUGUACCAGCUGGGGUCUUCAGAAAUGAUGAACAAACGGAUGCCUCAAAUAAUAACCCAGAGUACGCGAAUGCCGUAUAUAUUUACACAAGGGCUUCUCUAACUUCAAAUUCAAACAAACCCGUGUUUUCACUACCCUUUCUACAAAAACCGGCAUUAGUGGUCAAGUUUAAUCCUAUCAUGUACGAAACCGCGUCUGAAUGGGUGAAAGCACCUUAUACACUGGUAUUCGCUGUAGCAACUACGAAUGAAGUGCUGGUGUACGACACACAAAAUACCAGUCCUAUAGCGAUCGCAGGAAAUUUGCAUUAUACCCCCAUAACAGAUCUUGCGUGGAGCCAAGACGGAACAUUACUAAUGAUAUCAAGCACAGACGGGUUCUGCUCAUAUAUUCACUUCACAGACAAUGAUUUUGGCACACCUUUGAAAGAUCAAUCUAUACCAAUCUUGACGAAGGAACUCGAAUCACAAUCGCAAUCACAAUCACAACCAGAAUCAUCACAAAAGGCUAGUAUCGUAAAUCUUAGUACCGGUGCCGCCGAAACUCCAAACCCUUCACCAGCUAAAAGAUCGAUCUCGCAGCUUGUCUCAGAAGCUGCAACCACAGUUGGAAAGGAGAAGCUCAAACGCAGGGUUCAACCUACUCUCGUCACAUCAGAUCAACCUAAAUAG